Messenger RNA from Colletotrichum siamense, 1557 nucleotides. RefSeq names its product Quinate permease (gene qutD-12). The record is from RefSeq and is a predicted model, not a curated record. Gene Ontology annotation, molecular function: carbohydrate:proton symporter activity. Lineage: Eukaryota; Fungi; Ascomycota; Sordariomycetes; Glomerellales; Glomerellaceae. The transcript has 4 exons. Bases 1 to 1557 code for a protein of 518 amino acids. Gene Ontology annotation, biological process: transmembrane transport; carbohydrate transport. Gene Ontology annotation, cellular component: membrane.
AUGGGUCUGAAAGAUUCGGCGCUCGCCAAGUACAUACGGAAUAUCAAGACGUCGCCGAAGUCUCUCAUCGCGAACAGGCAGCUGAUUUGCACUUCGUUGGUGUUUGCUUUUGCGGGCAUUCCACUGUGCUGGGACCAGGGCUCCUCCGCAACGAUCCCCUCCCUCCCCGGCUUCCAGCAUGCCUUCGGCAUAACCUCCGCCACGAACCCGGGCCAGGUCUCCAACUUCGUCUCCCUAGUCUACACCGGGGCCGGCGUCGGCGCGGCCCUCACCUACUUCAUUAACGACCGCUGGGGCCGCCUCUGGGCUCUCCGCAUCUACUCCGUAACAUGGAUCAUCGGCCAGCUCAUCGCCGUCGCCUCGUCCGGUAACCUCGCCGCCAUGUACGCCGGUCGAAUCAUCGCCGGCUUCGGCAUCGGGCCCCUCACCGUCAUUGGCCCCGUGACCCUCACCGAGAUCGCGCCCGCCGAGACCCGCGGGCUCAUCACCUCCUGGUUCUCCGUCAUCAUGCUGCUCUCGCUCACCGUCGCCGCCUUCGUCGUGCUCGGCUGCUUCGGCAUGGCCCCCAGAAACGUGCAGUGGCAGGUACCCUUCUUCAUCCCCUGCGUCGCCAUGGCCCUCGUUGUCGCGGCGAGCUUCUUCGUCAUGGACAGCCCGCGCUGGCUGUUCCUUGUCGGGCGCGACGACGAGGCGACGCAGACGCUGGUUUCGCUGCGCGGGCUGCCGCUCGAGCACCCGCGCAUUCAGUCAGAGCUGCGCGAGAUCACGGAGAGCGUCGCCAAGGAAAGAAUUGCGUUUGGGGAGGCGAGCACGUACUCGCUGAAGGGACUAAGGGCCGUGUGCCGCGAGACGUUCCUGGUUCCGGCGAAUCUGCGGCGUACGCAGCAGGCGUUUCUGUCGUAUGCCCUCGCGCAGUUGUCGGGUGCGAAUAGUAUCACGACGUAUCUGGUGCCGGUGCUGAGUCUCAUUGGGGUCAAGGGGGGAACGACGCAUAGUUUGCUGUAUGCGGCGCUGUACUCGAUGGCCAAGUUCUUUUAUACGCUGAUUGCGAGUUUCUUUUUCGUGGAUGCGCUGGGGCGGAGGAACAGUUUCCACGAGGGGCCAGUUUCGCAAGGUGCUGGACAAGGUGCUCUUGCGGCUAUUUUCUUGCAUGGCUUCGGCUACGCUGUUGGCCUCUUGAUUCUGCCGUACAUCUUCGUCAGCGAGCUGUGGCCGAACCAGCUCCGGUCUUUCGGCGCAUCCCUCACGCAAUGCUUCCAUUGGCUCUUCUUCUUCGGAGUUAACAAGGGGGUUCCUUCUCUUCUCGAGAGCACCGACCAGUGGGGCGCGUUCCUCUUCUUCGCCGGCUGGUGUUUCUUGGCGCUCCUCUACGUAUUCUUCACCGUGCCGGAGACUGCGGGCGUGGACCUCGAGAAGAUUGACGAGCUGUUCCAAGGCCCAUGGUUCAAUCAAUACAAGAGGACCAAGGCGAUGGGCCGAGAUGUGGAAGUACUCGAGUCUGUUGAGUCGCGAAGCGAGAGCGAAGGCGUUGAUGUGUUGGCAUCUGGGAAGAAGUGA